Molecule: messenger RNA, 861 nt
Organism: Arachis stenosperma
Lineage: Eukaryota; Viridiplantae; Streptophyta; Magnoliopsida; Fabales; Fabaceae
Exons: 4
Coding region: 1-861 (286 amino acids)
Molecular function (GO): nucleic acid binding; zinc ion binding
Source: RefSeq, a predicted model, not a curated record
AUGCUUUUGAAGACACCCCAGGAAAGACAAUUGCUCACUGCAAUAGGUUGGGAUCCGAAUGACCAAAUGUUGCCCAUUGCAUAUGCGGUAGUAGAGGCCGACACCAAGGACUCAUGGACUUGGUUCUUAAAUCAUCUUGUAUCUGACCUUGGGAUUGAGAAUAUGGGAAGAUCCACAUUCAUGUCCGACCAACAGAAAGGUUUGUUGCCAGUAUACGAGGAUGUUAUACUAGGAGUAGACAACCAAUUCUGUGUGAGACACUUAUACAAUAACUUCAGAAAAAGAAGAUGGCAGAUGAGUGGCAUACUUUGUGUCCAUGCUAUUAUUAGCAUCAAAUUCAAGGGACUUGACUUGGAACCUUUUGUUGCCGACUGUUAUAAGAAAGAAGCGUACUUGAAGUGCUACAAGUCUGUCAUACACCCAUUGAACGGACCUGAUCUUUGGGAAAGAACAUCACAUCAUGAUGUUAUGCCACUCCCGUAUAGAAGGCCUAGUCACAGGCCAGUGAAAAAGAGGAAACCAGCUACUAGAGAGAAAGAACAGAGCAACCACACUCACUUGUCAAGGAAGGUGGAGAAACUAAGAUGCUUAAUAUGUGGUUCAGUUGGACACAACAAAAAUAGAUGUCCUAAACCUAUUGAAGAUGAAGCCCAACAUUCAAAGAAGCUUAGCAAAGGCAAACAGAAGAAGGAAAGCACCAAAUCACAUCCUCCGGCUGCCAAAGGAGGAAGAAAGAUUGCAUCUUCACAACCCACUCCUAAAUUGAGUGUCAAGAGGAAAGCUAUUUCAACAACACAGCUACCAUCCUUAGCCCAGUCCAACUCUGCAACACAGCCAAAAAGGCUUAGAGGGAACCACUAA